Molecule: messenger RNA, 2160 nt
Organism: Kuraishia capsulata CBS 1993
Lineage: Eukaryota; Fungi; Ascomycota; Pichiomycetes; Pichiales; Pichiaceae
Exons: 1
Coding region: 1-2160 (719 amino acids)
Biological process (GO): threonyl-tRNA aminoacylation
Cellular component (GO): cytoplasm
Molecular function (GO): ATP binding; threonine-tRNA ligase activity
Source: RefSeq, a predicted model, not a curated record
AUGGCUGACGAAAUCGAGAAGAAGAUAGAGAAUCUGUCUGUGGCAGACAAGCCCGACUCCAAGCCCAAGAAGGAGAAGAAGGACAAGAAGGCUGGGAAUCCCAAAUCCCAGCUCGAACUGAAUCCCCAGCCUGUCUUCAUUGACGAAAGAGUCCAGCUCUUUGACGAGUUGAAGGCCAAGUACGAUGCCGAGAUAGCUGCUAAACCCAGAAUUGCCAUCACUAUCACCCUCAAGGACGGCACCACCAAGGAAGGUGUGGCUUGGGAGACGUCUCCAUUUUCCAUUGCCAAGGACAUUGGAAAGUCGUUUCUCGAGAGACAGGUGAUUGCCAAAGUUGACGGGUCGUUGUGGGACUUGGAGCGUCCAUUCGAAUCUGAUGCUAAGCUUGAAUUCCUGGAUUUUGACCAUCCAGAGGGAAAACAGGUUUUCUGGCAUUCGUCUGCCCAUGUUCUCGGAGAGGCCUGUGAGUGCCAUUACGGAGCUCACCUUUGUUUCGGUCCUCCUACCGAUGAUGGUUUCUUCUACGACAUGUCCAUUGAUGAGGGAAAGACCGUGGUAACCCAAACUGAUUUCACAAACAUUGAGACUGUCGCAAAGAAGGCUAUUUCCGAGAAGCAGAAGUUCGAGAGACUGGAGAUGACGAAGGAGGAUCUGCUCAAGAUGUUUGCCUACAACAAGUACAAGGUCAAGUACAUUUCUGACAAGGUUCCUGAUGGAACCUCAUCCACUGUGUACCGUUGUGGACCUUUGAUUGAUCUGUGUUUGGGCCCACACGUUCCUAACACUGGCCGUAUCAAGGCCAUCAAGGUGCUCAAGAACUCUUCCUCGUACUUCCUUGGUGACAGCAACAACGAUUCUCUUCAGAGAGUGUACGGUAUUUCUUUCCCAGACAAGAAGCUCAUGGCUGAGCAUCUGAAGUUCUUGGAGGAGGCUGCUUCUAGAGACCACCGUAAGAUCGGUAAGGAACAGGAAUUGUUCUUCUUCCAUGAGAUGUCGCCAGGUUCGUGUUUCUGGCUUCCUCAUGGUGCCAGAGUGUACAACCAGUUGGUGGAAUUGCUCCGUGGAGAGUACAGAAAGCGUGGAUACGAGGAGGUUAUCACUCCAAACAUGUUCAACGCGAAACUGUGGGAAACCUCUGGUCAUUGGGCAAACUACAAGGAGAACAUGUUCACCUUUGAGGUCGAAAAGGAUCAAUUCGGUCUCAAGCCAAUGAACUGUCCUGGUCACUGUCUGAUGUUCAAGUCUCGUGAGAGGUCCUACCGUGAGCUUCCAUGGAGGGUUGCUGACUUUGGAGUCAUCCACCGUAACGAAUUCUCUGGUGCCCUUUCCGGUCUGACCAGAGUGAGGAGAUUCCAACAAGAUGAUGCUCAUAUUUUCUGUAUGCAGGACCAAAUUGAACAGGAGGUUUCGGGUGUUUUUGACUUCUUGCAGCACAUCUACGGUAUUUUUGGAUUUGAGUUCAAGAUGGAGCUUUCCACCAGGCCAGAGAAGUACUUGGGUGAGCUGGAAACAUGGAACAAUGCCGAGACCAAGCUCGCCAACGCGUUGAACGCGUGGGGCGGUCAAUGGGAGAUCAACGAGGGAGAUGGAGCCUUCUACGGCCCCAAGAUCGAUAUCAUGAUUUCGGAUGCUCUUCGUAGAUGGCACCAGUGUGCCACUAUCCAGCUGGAUUUCCAACUUCCACAAAGAUUCGAGCUCGAGUUUAGAGGAAAGGAUGACUCCGCCGAUAUUCAAAGACCUGUGAUGAUUCACAGAGCCAUCAUGGGUUCCAUCGAGCGUAUGACUGCAGUGCUGAUAGAGCACUUCGCUGGUAAAUGGCCAUUCUGGCUCUCUCCACGCCAGGUAUUGGUGGUGCCUGUUGGAGUCAAAUACAACGAGUAUGCCACUAAGGUCCAGCAGAAAUUGUCUGCGGCCGGCUUUUACGCCGAUGCUGAGCUUUCCGGAAAUACUCUUCAGAAGAAGGUCAGAACUGGCCAGUUGCAAAAGUACAACUUCAUCUUCAUUGUGGGAGAGCAGGAGCAGGAGGCUGGCAGUGUCAACAUCAGAAACCGUGAUAUCCAGGAGCUCCAGAACAAGAACGAGGCCGUUGCUCUUGACGUUGUGAUUGCCCAGCUGGCUGAUCUGAAGGAUUCGAAGAGACAGGAUAAUGCGUUGAUUUAG